CCCCAGAGUCGAAACCUGCCCACCAUGAAAGCAACAGCAAUCUUCGCGGCCCUAACAGCAGCCGUAUCUGUGCUGGCCCAAAUCCCCGACACCCCACGCUUCGACCUCUCCACCCCCUCGCACGACCUCUGGCGGCACAAAAAAACCGCCGCAAACACCGUCCAGCAAUCCUUCACCUUUGACAACACCAAUCGGCGCCUCUUCGUUGUGAACCGGCGCAACGGCGCGAGCACGACAUCCGGCGACCUGACGAUCAGCGAGCUCGAUUUCUCAGGAAAGUUACUCGGGUCCAUGGACCUACUCGCCUGCGGACACGGGGUGAAUAUCGCCGCGGAGCCCGUCGGGAAAGACACGUAUAUCUGGUCGGAGACUGACGCCGCAGAAAGCGGGUACGGCAAGGCGCUGUGGCGGUUCAAGUUCGAGGAUGGGAAGACACUGGAUAGUAAGACGAAUAAGGAUAUUGAACGGAUUGUCCCGUUGGAGAGGUUCAAGCGCGGGACUGCGACGAUUGACGCGGUGCAUGAGCGGUUCGUCGUGCGGUAUCAGUUUGGAGACAAGCAGAAUAUUGCAGUCUGGCCGCUCGAUCAGGUCAAGGGUGGGGAGUUCAACUUCUCGAAUCCGCUUGUGGACUGGGAGCUCCCUAACAUCAAGGACGAUCUUGGUGGGAUCACGGAUGUCACGCAGGGGUAUACGGUCUACGGCCGGUAUCUGUAUAUCCUCACGGGCGAGUCGUACCCGACUAGCGGCGGGGUAGUGAAUUCGCAGGUCUUGUCGAUGGACUUGAACACCGGAAAGCUCGUGCAAGGGCCGCUGUUGACACGUGCUGGGUCGACGCUGGAGUUCCGUGAGCCGGAGGGGUUGGCCAUCUACAAGACUGUUAGUGGUGAGGCGAGGCUAUUCUUGGGGUUCUCGUCUGGCAAGGCUGGGGAUCGCAGAUCGAACCUGUUUUACAAAAAUGUGUUGGUUUAGUCCGAGCAUGAGUAUCUGGGAUGACGUCGAAUACCCCUGUUAUCUCUCUCGUGCUCGGUUUGUUGUUGUUUAAAGAGAGACCUGGGUGUCAUU
Messenger RNA from Aspergillus calidoustus, 1062 nucleotides. Lineage: Eukaryota; Fungi; Ascomycota; Eurotiomycetes; Eurotiales; Aspergillaceae. The record is from the annotation of a GenBank genome assembly.